Anneissia japonica is the source of this 689-nucleotide messenger RNA. Its product is annotated as cell surface A33 antigen-like. Gene Ontology annotation, biological process: heterophilic cell-cell adhesion; homophilic cell-cell adhesion. The record is from RefSeq and is a predicted model, not a curated record. Lineage: Eukaryota; Metazoa; Echinodermata; Crinoidea; Comatulida; Comatulidae. The transcript has 3 exons. The annotation marks the transcript as partial. Gene Ontology annotation, cellular component: adherens junction.
UGUUAUUAGAAAAAAAAAUUGACAGUGACUUAUAAUGGCAAUAAAAUUAACUUGCUAUUUCAUCAUAAGUAUUACAGUUUUUUUCAGCAAAUGCUCUGCUGUGAUUGUAACUGUUGAUGACAUUGUAAGUGUAGCUGAAGGCAAUGAAGCCAGAAUAAUGUGCAACAUAGUGCGAAGUAGUUCAAGUAGUGAAGGUAUUUCUACCGUAACCUGGAAUAAUGUCACCAAUGGAGUUACUGAUACAAUAGCACAAUCUCAAAAUGGAGUUGGAUCUGUACGGUCUUCAUAUAUCGACAGAUUCAGUGUUGAAGGAGACACAACACUAGUGAUUGCUAACACCAGCCGAAGUGACAACGGCACGUAUCAAUGUAGUGUGACUAUAUUUGACGAUCCCCCUUCACCUGCAUCUGAUGACAUCAUAUUGAGUGUUAUAUAUUUAGACAAGCGUGUAUUAAUAUCCUUCGCUACACCUGUGAUGGAAGGAAAUACAGUUAACAUGUCAUGUAUUGCAAAUGCUAAUCCAUCACCAACGUACACAUUUUUAAGGGAUGGUGAAGUACAGCAAUCAGGGGCUUCAUCUACAUUCACGGUUUUAUCAGUGAGUCGCAACAACAAUGGCAGUUAUAUGUGCAGGGCCAAUAACAGUGUUGGCACUGAAACAGGUGACAUUAGAACGCUGGAUGUACAGU